This is a messenger RNA of Monoraphidium neglectum, 336 nucleotides long. Its product is annotated as GTP-binding protein YPTC4. NCBI's taxonomy places the organism in Eukaryota, Viridiplantae, Chlorophyta, Chlorophyceae, Sphaeropleales, Selenastraceae. The transcript is spliced from 3 exons. The record is from RefSeq and is a predicted model, not a curated record. Bases 1 to 336 code for a protein of 111 amino acids.
AUGGGCCUGGGGCUUGAGGGGCAGGACGCGAGUGGCUGCGAACAUUCCGGCGGCUGCCACAGGCCACGGGCGGCGUGCGGGCCGGCAGCUGCGAGCGCGGCGCGCGGCGACGCCGCGGCUGCGGGCUCCUGCGGCGCGGGGCAGUGGCAGGGGCCCUGGGGCCGCGCGUUCAUCAACACGGCGCGGGAGAUCUACAAGAAGAUCCAGGACGGCGUGUUUGACGUUUCGAACGAGUCCUACGGAAUCAAGGUUGGGUACGGCGCCGGCGGCCCCAACCCCGCGACUAUCAAACCCGGGGAAGGCCAGCCGGCAAAGGCCUCCAGCAGCUGCUGCUGA